Molecule: messenger RNA, 1008 nt
Organism: Trichoderma atroviride IMI 206040
Lineage: Eukaryota; Fungi; Ascomycota; Sordariomycetes; Hypocreales; Hypocreaceae
Molecular function (GO): protein binding
Source: RefSeq, a predicted model, not a curated record
CUCUCCCUCACCCUCCGCUUCGCCCGUCCCGCAUCUCGCUCGGAAAUCACCGCCGUCGGCAUCUCCCCUUCUUCCACCAUUGCCUACGCAAUCUACGCCGGCGCCCAAACCGACCAGCCCUGGAUCGACACCUUUGACCUCCGCUCCCAAACGAGCUACUCCAAAAUCAUCGGCUGCGUCGCUGCUUUCUCGCCCAAAGUCCACUCGUCUCCUUCGUCUCCGUCUCGCCUCCGCAUCAGCACAAUCACAUCAAGGUCGUCUCCAGCUUCAGCCUCAACUUCAGCUUCUCUCACUCCAGCAUCAUCAUCCUCUGCCCUCCCCCGCAUCGCAACCCUCUCCGCCACGCUCAUCAUCCGCGACUUCUCCUCCUCCAAGCCCAUCCUCGAGCUCAAGGACGUCGCCUCCCCCAUCGCCUGGUCCCCCGACGGCCGCUCCAUCGCCGCCGCCGAGCCCCGCCACCGCAUCGGCGUGUGGGACGUCCGCACAGGGACCCGCACCGGCCGCGUGCCGGGCCACAUCGCCGCCGUGACGCACGUCGCCUUCAUGCCGGACUCGCACCUCGUCACCACUUCCCGUGACGGCACUCUCCGCGUCACCAACCCCGUCACGAUGAAGACGCUCUACAAGCUCGAGAUUGAGUCCUCGUCAACCAACCCCCGUGCCUUGGCCGUCUCGCCCGAUGGCAGCACUAUUGUCUCCAUCUGGGGCACAACCGUGCACAUCUGGAUGCCCCAGCACGGCCAGCUCACAUCAUAUGGCCUCUCCAGCACGCGUCCCUGUGAAGGCUGGCCGCUCUGCAUCUCCCCCGACUGCCGCUACAUUGCCUCCUGGACUGAAGAAGGAUUUGACAUCAUGGACGUGGCUUCUGGCGCGGUCAUCUGCACCAAGGAGGGAGGGCCGUUGGUCACGUCCGCGGCCUUUUCUACUGACAGCAAGACGCUUGUUUUGGGUAGAACGAGCGGCGACGUUGAAGUUUGGAAUGUUGUGAACAAGGCGGAUUUGAAUUAG